Molecule: messenger RNA, 465 nt
Organism: Laccaria bicolor S238N-H82
Lineage: Eukaryota; Fungi; Basidiomycota; Agaricomycetes; Agaricales; Hydnangiaceae
Exons: 5
Coding region: 1-465 (154 amino acids)
Source: RefSeq, a predicted model, not a curated record
AUGGCGGCAACACUAAUCAGUGCACACCUCCCAAACUUACCUUCAGAUAAAUAUCGUGGUGCUGUUGUCGAGGACCUACAAUUACCUCCAGCCUUCUCCUUACCUGCAGGUGAAGCAAUCUCGCGAGCAAUAGAUUUCGCAUAUGAGCGCGACUUCUCGCACAUUCCUGUACUUGAUCGAAACCGACGGCCAUUGGGAUAUGUCGAUGUUGCGAGAUUGAAGGAGAGAUGGGAAGCAGGCAAUGCGAACCCUGACGACAAAGUAAGCCAAUACAUGACAAAGUUCAAGCGCACAUCGUCAGAACCCUACAAAGUGAUAACGCCUUUGACCUCGUUGGUGGAUCUUGAAGAAUUCCUGAAAACGAACAUCUUUGCUUUGGUCACAGACUACGAUCGCAAAUUCGUGUUGGCCGUAGCCACAGCACAAGAUCUGGAAAACUUUGUUUCCCGACGUGGUCUGCAGUAG